CUAAACUCUAAAGCCAGACAUAUGCAGUAUCCAAAUCGAGAGAUUAAUGUGAUUAGUAGGAGGGAUGGAUGAGAUACGCAAGAUUGCUGCGGCCUAUUUCCAGAGGAAUUUUAAUCAGUGUUCAGAUAGAGAGACGGCAGAAAAAAUAAAACAAUUACUUGAGGAAGACAUACAACUGAGCCUUGAUGUGUGCUUGAAAUUUACGAGAGAAAACGCCAUGUGUGCGUAUAUAGUUCGAAGUGGUAGACCAUUUUGCGACGCCUGUGGAGUUUUUAUCAAGGGGGCCCACUUUUGUUGUGACAAGUGCUGGUUGGACACACAGAAUGGUAGCAGCGUAUUCAAUAUUUGUCCCGAGUGUUACGGUACCGGAAACUAUGCUCUUGAACACCCCAUCGUCUUUGACAACUAUUCGUUGUUAAAAUUCAUGAAGGAAAAGUUUGUGACAGAAACAGAGUCUGAUGAGUUUAAGGAAUAUACAUGUAUGUGUGUGAAGGAGUCCGAUGAAAGCACUUCCACAUCCCAGGAGCCUAUCGUCCUGGCAUCUAUGGCUGGUAAUUGUUACAAGGAGACUUGUCCCAUAUCGGAACCGGAUGAGAAAGUGAUUGAGUAUAAAUGGAUACAAGAAGUGCUCAAGAUGAAAGAGAAAAAUCUUAAAGUGCUGGAGGACAAGAACCAGGAACUGAAGGACGAGAACAAGGAACUGAAGGACGAGAUCAAGGAGCUGGAGAGCAUGCUGAAUAAAUGGAAUUCUGCUUACAGAGCUUUGGAGUUUGCAGCCAAUGUUGUGAAUGCGGCCUCCAACCGAUGCCAGCAUUAUGUGACAAGUUCAAUUUCCACACAUGCAAGACUUUCAUGUUUCAAGAUCGAUUUAGCCAAAUAGACAAAUACAAGAUACAAUACGUGUAUACGGAUGGAUACAGGAUCAUAUAUAAAACUUUUGUGUCUUAUUUAACGUUUGUUGAGUGUUAUAUAGUUUUUGAUGUAUUUUUAAUAUGAUUCUUGAAUUUA
Cornus florida is the source of this 1008-nucleotide messenger RNA. RefSeq lists its product as uncharacterized. Bases 65 to 880 code for a protein of 271 amino acids. The record is from RefSeq and is a predicted model, not a curated record. The transcript is spliced from 6 exons. Lineage: Eukaryota; Viridiplantae; Streptophyta; Magnoliopsida; Cornales; Cornaceae.